AUGAGGUCCUUCACCGCGUCCCUCGUCUUUCUCGUCUCCUGUGUCGGAUUCAUCGGAUGUAAACCGUCGUCGCUGUGCCCGAGCGGACAGUUUUUUCUGAAGAACCAGUGCGUCCUGUGUCAUCCCACCUGCUCCGAGUGCGACGGACACGAGCUGUUUGAAUGCACUACCUGUGGAGUUUAUGAAGAUGGACAGGAACGUUUCCUCCACCAAGGUCGCUGUCGGACACACUGUCCCCGGGGACUCUACCCUGACAGGGGUCACUAUGCCUGCCUGCCCUGCAUCGCCAAUUGUGAACUCUGCACAGAUGGCAACAUAUGUGCCAAAUGUCGGGAACACUACAAACUCCAGAACGGGAUCUGCCAAACAGCGCUGUGUGACAUAGGGCAGGUGCAGGACCCUGAUACAGGAGAGUGCAUUGACUGUGAAGUGGGCUGCAAAACAUGUUCCACAGAAGACCCUGAGAUCUGCAACAGCUGUGUUGAAGGUUACUUUCUUUUCAGACACCAGUGCCGCAGACAUUGCCCCCAGAGCACCUACGAGGACUGGGACCGGGGCGUCUGUCUGUCCUGUGCAGCGCCAUGCGAGGACUGCAGGAGCAGCACACACUGCCUCGCCUGCCAGUCUGGUUACUUCCUCAAUGGAGGUGAGUGUAUGAAACAGUGUCCUCAGCAGACCUUCAGCGACUCCAGUGGGUGGCGCUGCCAGCUCUGCCAUAGCUCAUGCCAGUCGUGCCACGGACCUCGUUCAACAGACUGUGACAUUUGUCUUGGUGGGAACCUUCCUCUGCACGGACAGUGCCCUCAGGUUAACUGCCCACUGGGACAGUACUUUGAUGGACUUUUUCUGGACCAGGACAGUUCUUGUGUGGCACAGUGCCCAUCCGGCUCCUAUGCCAACUCUGCCACUCAGCUGUGUGAGGACUGUUCGCCAAAUUGUGAGUCCUGCGUGGACACCAGUGACACCUGCAUCAGCUGCUCCAAAGAGGUUUCUUCGAGACAGCAGAGGGCUCAUGUGAAGCCUGCGAUAGCUCCUGUCUGA
This is a messenger RNA of Stegastes partitus (bicolor damselfish), 1041 nucleotides long. The record is from RefSeq and is a predicted model, not a curated record. Lineage: Eukaryota; Metazoa; Chordata; Actinopteri; Pomacentridae.